GUGUUGUACGUAUGUGUGCUGUCGUCACUCUGUGUGUGUGCUCGAAGAUGGCGCUGCAGAGGACGGUGGGGCGACUCUGGCGCAUCGGGGCAGAUUUAGGGGUCAAAAACAACGCCAGGCCCUUUAUCACAGCAGCUGUAUUAUAUCGGCGGGCUGCUCCGCUGGGUCCCAUGCCGAACGAAGACAUAGACUGGCAGAACCUAGAAUCGCUGGAAAAAUAUCGUAGCUACACACGCUACCUCACAGCGGCGGAGGAGGCCAAUAAUAAAGAGGUGUGGUGGAAGACGUACAGGAAACAUGUAGACAAGCAGUCUGGUGCGGGUUUGGAGCCAGUGAACAUUGGGCUGCCUCACUGCCGGCCCUCUAGAACAAAGGAAGUUAGAGAAAGGAAGAGGGUGAUGAGGGAGAACAGGCAGAACCCUGACCUGGAGAGAGCCGCUCGUCUGCGUACCUUUCGCAUUCCCUUAGACAGAGUAAAAGCAGAAUGGGAGAAAACAAACGGACCUUACCACAUCCAGAGACUGGCAGAUCACUACGGAAUCUACCGGGACCUCUUCCCCAUGGCCUAUUUUGUGCCGAGAGUCAUGCUGAGGGUGACGUAUGGAGAUGACAACAGUGCUGCGGUGCAUUGCGGCAAUCAUUUAUCACCUACUCAGGCUUCAGUAGCACCUCACGUAAGCUUUGAGGCAGAAGAGAACUCUCUCUGGACGUUGCUUCUAACAAGCCCAGAUGAGCAUUUGCAGGAUGGUGAGCAGGAAUACGUUCAUUGGUUGGUGGGUAAUAUCUCUGGAAAUGCUGUACAUUCCGGGGAUGAAGUCUGUCAUUAUAUCGCACCGUUUCCGUCCAAGGGAACAGGCUUCCAAAGAUAUGUUUUCGUUCUCUUCAAGCAGGAGGCACAUGUUGACUACAGCAAUGAUGUCAGACCCUCUCCCUGUUAUUGUCUGAAGCAGCGAAGCUUUAAGACAGUGGAAUUUUACAAGAAACACGAGGGGCUAAUCACUCCCGCCGGGCUGGCAUUCUUUCAGAGCCAAUGGGACGAGUCGGUCACCAGCACCUUCCACACACUGCUGAAUAUGAGAGAGCCGGUGUUUGAAUACGACAGACCUCCUGUGUACCACCCACCCCAGCGCAAAUACCCUCAUGGACAACCACUCCGAUACAUGGACCGCUACAGAGGUGGAAAAGAACACACCUAUGGGAUUUAUUAACCUCACAAUCCAUAAGUUAGAAAGUUUCAAGAACUGCAGUUUAAAAAUGUAUUAAAAGAUAGAGAGAAAACCAACUCCUACCCAUCUGACCAAAACCUGGUACACUGUCCCAUCAGAUACACAGCACUUAAAGCUUUCGUCUUUGAGAGAGAGAGAGAGAGAGCAGAAAAUCAGACUCUGCUCAGCUCUUCCACAGGUGUUUCUGUGCAUCCUUCCACUGUGAGAGGAAAACACUGUGGGUCUGAAAGGAUGUGUAGCUGCCAAGAGGCCCUGAGAAAAAGAAACAGAUGGGAAAAGUGGAAAAUUUGCAUUUCCUGGUGUUCUCAGAACAAUUGACUGUUCACUCCAGUGUCCAGACCUCCGCAUCAAGUGUGUUUAGGAUUGCUCGGCUUGUCAGAAGCAGAAAAUGCAACCAGCUUCUAAAACUGAGCUUUGCAGGUAUGGAAAAAUAUCCCAGCAGGUUUCUUUGAAAGCAAGUCUCCCAAAAAGAAUAGUGGCUAUAAUAAAAGCAAAGAGUGGACACAGUGAGUACUGAAAACUUGGAAAAGUUGUGUUUUUUCCCCCCAUGAAUAACUUCUACUUAAUGGUCCUUUUGACCAGAUAUAAAAUAAAUGAAGGGUGGUCUCUGA
This is a messenger RNA of Pygocentrus nattereri (red-bellied piranha), 1837 nucleotides long. It is a transcript of the gene mrpl38, whose product is annotated as mitochondrial ribosomal protein L38. Gene Ontology annotation, cellular component: mitochondrial large ribosomal subunit. The coding region runs from base 12 to 1208 and encodes 398 amino acids. Lineage: Eukaryota; Metazoa; Chordata; Actinopteri; Characiformes; Serrasalmidae. The record is from RefSeq and is a predicted model, not a curated record. The transcript is spliced from 9 exons.